UGAGCUGAUGCUUGAUUUCAGAUUCACAUUACCAAAUCUGUUCAUAAAUUUUGCAGCAUUAUCCAGUUUCGCCGAUAAUUUCGCUUCCUUUUCUCGUGCUGUAUCUUCACAAGCACGCGGUAUAGAGGUGUAAACGAUGUCUUCGAGGAAUUUUCUUUUAAUUUGCUAUAGGAAUGUGUGGUGUUUGAUUGAAAUUUACAGGUUGAAGCUAUUGUAGUGAUCUGAGUAGUGUGUGGAGUAUUGCACAACCUACCUAAUGUCUGAGAUGUCUUCCAAAGACAUCAGGAACAUACCUGAAUCUGAGAGGAUGAAUGGAAGCUUUAUGAAGCCUCAAAUUGAGCACAAGGAUGAAAAUCUUGAUGAAAGGCAAAAGAGAAGCAUGACCUCCUUAGUUGGAAUUCCAACUAAGAUAGAUGAAACUGCGAAUUCGGGAGUUGAGGUGGGGAGUUCACAGGUGGAAUACAUUGAAUCUGAGAAUUUGAAUGAUGUAGAUGAUGUGGAGAUAUGUUUGAAGACACUUUUGUCCAGACUAAGUUCCAAGGAAUGGGUUUCAGUUUGUGAGGCACUCAAUAAUAUACGCCAAUUGUCAAUAUUUCACAAGGAAGUAAUUCUUAGCAUCAUGGGUGAUGUGAUCUCCUUAAUAGUGAAAUCCCUGAAAAAUCCCAGAAGCGCUGUUUGUAAAACUGCAAUUAUGACUUGCGCUGACAUUUUCAAAGCAUACACGGAUGACAUCAUUGAUUCGCUGGAUCCACUGCUUUUACAACUUCUUCUCAAAUCUUCACAAGACAAAAGAUUUGUAUGCGAGGCUGCUGAGAGAGCUUUGAUAGCACUGACUACUUCAGUUUCUCCUCUUCUAUUACUGCCCAAACUGCAACCAUAUAUUAAGAACAGAAAUCCUCGAAUUCGCGCAAAGGCUUCUAUGUGCUUCUGCCGAAGUGUCCCACUGCUGGGAAUUGAAGAAAUAGAAGCAUUUGGGAUCGACGAACUGAUUCAAACAGCUGCAUCCCAGCUUGGUGACCAGCUUCCUGAGUCCAGGGAUGCAGCUCGUACUCUGUUGUUGGAACUGCAAUCUGUAUAUGAGAAAUCUCAUUUCCGUAAACCAACUGCAGUACCUGAGGACCCUGAGAUAGCCUCGUGGGAGCAUUUUUGUCAAUCAAAACUUUCACCUUUGAGUGCUCAAGCUGUCCUCCGUGUGACCACUGUUUCCCGGGAAGAAAUAGUUUUGGGUUCAUAACAUCCGUAUAUGCAGCAAUGUGAGUUUUAAUGAAUUUUUGCUUGUUGGUUUUAAUCUGGUUCGGUAUUGGUAUCAUAUACUUGUAUAUACCAUCAUGAAAGCUUCAGAUGUUUGGAGUGGCGGUCGAAUCAUGUAGUCGAGCUAUAGAUCCUAAUCUCUUUGGUAUAUGGUUGACAUUCUAUUGCUAGUUAUGGAUCGAAAAUGAAUAAUCGGUGUAUGCUUCGUUGUGAGGUUUAGCAUUGUUACCUUUUUAAUUAUUUGUUACCUAGUCAAUUGGCAUGCGUAUUAUUGUGUUCUUCAA
Messenger RNA from Olea europaea var. sylvestris, 1535 nucleotides. RefSeq lists its product as uncharacterized. The record is from RefSeq and is a predicted model, not a curated record. Bases 257 to 1234 code for a protein of 325 amino acids. NCBI's taxonomy places the organism in Eukaryota, Viridiplantae, Streptophyta, Magnoliopsida, Lamiales, Oleaceae. Gene Ontology annotation, biological process: microtubule cytoskeleton organization. Gene Ontology annotation, molecular function: microtubule binding. Gene Ontology annotation, cellular component: cytoplasmic microtubule. The transcript is spliced from 7 exons.